AUGGCUGAACAUGGGCUUACACCUACUCUUACUGAAAUACCUCCUGUAGCUUCAGGUAUCAAUGGCGACCCCAUGCAUCAGAUUAUAUUUGUGCAAGUUAACCCUGGGGAAACCUUCACCAUCAUGUCUGAUGACGGAAACAUUCAGAAUAUCCAAGGACCCGCUGAUGUACCGCUGAUGUCACCAAGUGGUACUUUGCCACCAAUAUAUCUUCCUCCUGGUUACAUGUCUCAGGUGGUGGAAGAAAAUGGCAUUCGCAAAAUUAUCAUUGUGCCUCAGACAAUUGACUAUCAUACAACCAUGCCUGCUCCUCUACAACAAGUACCACACUUCAUUGGCCUGUCCUCUCCUGUGUAUCCACAAGGGCCUCACCUGAUGUAUCCCCCAGCUCAAGGGGAAUUUCCACCGCCUUACAUCCAAGAGCCUUUGCCACAGCAGCUGCCACUUCCACUGCUGCCACUGCCACUGGCACUGCUGCCACCACCACCAAUGCUACCACCAGCAACAUUUAUAUACCAAGAGCAGCAUGAAAUGGAUGCUCAUGGAAGAGGAAAUCAUAACCAGUCUGAUGAAAGGGCUGCUAACAUGGGAGAACAUAUGGAGAAAAAAAUGAGAGAAGGCCAACUUGGCGGACACAAGACUAGCUAUAUAGUUAAGAACACCUCUUUGCUUGUCGAUAAAACCAAUGAUUUUUCAAGUAGUCCUGAUACUUCAAACACUUACACUGUGGACUAUGCUCCAAGUACCGACACUGUUGACAAUACCAUGAGCACCGACACUGUGGAGAAUGCUCCACACACCUACACUGUUGACAGUGCAUCAAAUACCUACACUGUAGACAAUGCUACAAGCACUUACACUGUGGACAAUAUUCCAUGCACCUACACUGUGGAAAAUACUUCGAGCACCAACACUGUCGAAAAUACUUUGAGCACCAACACUGUCGAAAAUACUUUGAGCACUUAUACUGUGGACAAAGCUCCAUGUGCCUACACUGUGACCAAUGCUCAGGACAUUUACAUUGCUGACACUGUUGACAACCCUCCAAGCACUCACAUUGCUGACAAUACUCCCAGCAAUUCUUCCACUGACCAUACCCCUAGUACUUCCACCCAGACAGUGUUCUUCCUUCCACCACUGAUAGUGUUCCAGAUCCUUCCAGCACUAAUUAUGUCCCCAAGUGCUCCCAGCACUUCUGCCAUUGAUGGUGCUCUCAGUGCUUCCAGUGCUGCCAGCAAUUCCAACACUGCUAGUGCUCAUGUUGAGACUAGUCAGGGAAAGAAAUGGAGUGCUGCAGGAAGUGGAGGCAUCAAGAAGAAACCAGGUGGAAAACAAAGCAAUAGCCCAUCAUCAAAUGCUGCAGAAAAAGAAUGCAUAACAGAACCUGGCAAGUCAUGCUGUUUCAGCAUUGAGAAACCUGUAGUUUCUGAUAUUCAAACAAGAUCUGCUAUUAUUUCAUGGAAACUACGUGGUUCUGAGAAAUGUGAUCACACCAAAUCUCCUGUGACAUUUGAACUGGCAAUAUCUAACAGUGGUAAAAAUGGAAAAUAUAAAAAAGUAUAUAUGUAAAAUAAAUAUUUGAAAGCUUACAAUUGUCAUUACCUUUUUAGAAUUACAACCAUAAGAAGCUCAGCACAUAGAACUAUGUCUGAAGUGGUUAGUUUCACAACUCCAGGUUGUGAACCAGACCCUCCACUUGCACCCAAACUAAUUAACCAAUCCAAGAGCAACCUGAAUUUACAGUGGAAAGGUUCCAAUGAUAAUGGUUCCAAAAUAAACAGCUUCCUUUUGGAAUGGGAUGAGGGCAAAGGUGAAGGCUUCAAAAGUUGCUAUACGGGUACCAUGAAACAAUACAAGAUCCUUAAACUGAAUGCUUCUACAAAAUAUUCAUUCAGACUAGCUGCCAAAAAUAACUUUGGCUUGAGUGAUUUCAGUGAAAUAGCAGUCUUCCAUACAUCAGGAACUAUGCCUCCAACACCUCCACCUCCUAAGCUAAAAGAAGCAGGAGUCUGUAAUUUGUCACUAGAAUGGUCUGCCCCAACUAACACAAGCCCAAAUGACAGUCUUACUUAUGUACUAGAAAUGGAAGAAGCAGGAUCCGGGUUGGGUUUUAGACCUAAAUAUAAUGGAGAAGACUUCUCAUGCACUAUAAGAAAUCUUCAGAGAACUACUACAUACAAGUUUAGGAUCUUUGCCUACAAUUUGGAAGGAAGGAGUAACCCCAGUGGAGAAGUAAAAUAUACUACCUAUCCAGAUAAGCCUGGAUCCCCUAAAACACCAUAUAUAAAGGGAAAAAUCUAUGCACACAGAGUAAAAAUUGGAUGGGAACCACCCAAAGAUAAUGAUGGGACAUACAUUUCAAGUUACAGUUUAGAAGUUAAUGAAAAUUCAGAUGAGAAUUCCUGGAACAUAAUCUACAGCAGAACCACAAAGGAAUUUCUAUAUGAUCACCUGCAACCUGGUACUACAUAUAAACUGAGAGUCUUUUGUACCUCACCUGUAGGCCAAAGCCAGCCUUCAGAUAUAUUGACUAUUCAAACACCUACUCUUUCUCCUGCAUCUUGCCAUCCUCUACCUUUGCAUGGUGAAACCAAGACCAAAGAAACGAACAUCAAAUGUGAUUAUCAUCCUAAUGAAAACUCUGAAGCACCUGCAUAUGUCAAUAAGGCAGAAGAUAACCAAGAUGACAAACGAGGGUACCCUAGUUCCAAAGUGAGAUCCAUAUUGGAACCUCAUCCAUUGAAGUGUGAAACUGCACCAGUCCCAAGUCCUCCUUCUCAAUGUGGUAUACCUGUGCUAACCUGCAAGGGUCCAACCUGUGUUGUUGUUAGUUGGAGGAUUCCUGUGUGUAAUGGUGCUGAAAUCACUGAAUAUAGACUUGAGUGGGGACAAAGUGAAGAAUCAAUGCACUUGAUUUACACUGGCCCUUGUCUGAGCUAUAAAGUUAAAGGUCUCAUUCCUGCAACUACAUAUUUUUGCAGAGUUCAGGCUGCAAAUGUAGUUGGAGUUGGACUGUUUGAAGAAACUGGCACAGUAACCACACCAGCAACUGUACCAGCAGUAGUACCAAUGCUCCAUGAAGUCAAAAACAAAGUUCCUGCCAAAUUGGCAUCAUCUUGCAUUGCUAUUCAAUGGGAGGAACCUGAUUGUCAUGGCUCUCCAAUCACUGGAUAUAACAUUGAAUAUGGAGACAAAAAAAUUCUGACUGUUGAAAGAGUAACAGAGUGUCUUCUAAAAAAUCUACAGCCUGAUACCACAUACAAAAUCAGAAUUCAAGCUAUCAAUCAUUAUGGACUAAGCCCUUUUAGCCAAUCAAUAAGAACCAAAACCAAGCCACUACCACUUGAUCCUCCUCAUCUUGAUUGUGUGGUCUAUGGACACCAAAGCCUCAAACUGAAAUGGGGUAUCUCUUCAAGCAAAGGGUUACUUUCCAACCUUAUAAGCUACAAUUUGUUAAUAGGAGAUCAAUCUGAGAGAUUUUCUAUCAUUUACCAUGGACCUUGUCAGACUCACAAAGUGCACAGACUGAGUGAAUAUAUGCAAUACAAAUUUAAAAUCCAAGCAUGUAAUGAAGCUGGUGAGGGACCACUGUCUUGUAUCUAUACUUUCACUACAACCAAAACUCCACCAGCCAAACUUAAAGCACCUAAAUUACAGCAUGUGAAUAGCAGUAUUUGUGAGAUCAAAUGGGAGUCUUUGGAGCCAAUAAAAGAAGAUCCCAUUGUUUACAAUCUUCAACUCAUCAGUCAAAAAGGAACUGACCUGAUAUAUAAAGGACCAGACACUUCAUUCUCCUUUUCCAACUUUGUGACAAAUGCACAUUAUCACUUCAAGGUCUGUGCUGGACGCCAAUAUCAGAAUUCUGCUGGGAUACAAGAGCUCUGGGGACCAUAUAGCCCCAGCGUUCUCUUCUCAACUCAUAAGCAACAUCCAAGGCCUGGAAAAGGUGGUGGACAAAAGGGGAGAAGCAGCACUGGUAAAGAGAAAGAUGAAAAGCCCAGGAUAGAAAUGAGUAAUGAUACAUUUGUUCUAAUCCUUGUGAUAGGAUUUACACUAGUUGCUAUUCUGUGUGCUGUUAUAAUUCAACAUUAUCUAAUCAACUAAUGUAUUUUUAUGCAUUUUACCUUUUUAGGAAUUUCUAAAACAAAUUACAUCAAAUACUGAAAUUGCUAGAUACAUCUCAAUUCUUACUUUAAAUCUCAUUUGGUAGAAAUCCUUAUAAACAUUUAUCUGACAGUAAAAGAACUGCCUUACACUCA
This is a messenger RNA of Callorhinus ursinus (northern fur seal), 4259 nucleotides long. Lineage: Eukaryota; Metazoa; Chordata; Mammalia; Carnivora; Otariidae. The record is from RefSeq and is a predicted model, not a curated record.